AUGGGUUCACCGUUAUCUCCAGUCAUGGCCCAUAUAUACAUGGAAGCCUUUGAGAAGAAAGCCCUGGAAUCCACAACGUUGAAGCCUAAGUACCGAUAUGUUGACGACACCUUCAUCAUCUGGCCCCAUGGACACAACACCGUCGUGGAUUUCCUGGAUCACUUCAAUGGGAUACGUCCAGAUAUCCAGUUUACCAAGGAAGUAGAGAAAAAUGCUGCCCUUCCUUUCUUGGAUGUUUUGAGAUAUCUGAAUGCAGAGUCCCACCACCACUCAGCCCAGAAGCAGGGGAUUAUAAAUACCUUGAUUCAUCGAGCGCGGAUCAUCAGCGAGCCAAGGUACUCUGCGGAGGAACUAGAACACCUACGCACGGCACUGAGAGGGAAUGGCUACACGGCGAGAAAUAUCGAACGAGCUAUCAAGAAGAGACAUACGCCCAUGGAAAAACAGGAGUACUUAGUGACGACGUAUCUACCUAAAAUCGGGCGUCUUCUGAAGAAGAGGAAUAUCAACACAGUAUUCAGCAGUGUAAAGAAGGUGGCGGCAGCGUUUCCAAAGACCUGCAACAACAUCCAGCUCCAGGGCCCCGGUGUGAACAGUAUUCCUUGCUCUUGUGGAAAGGCCUACAUAGGACAAACAGGAAGGCACAUCAACACGAGGUUAAAGGAACACAAAAGUCACCUCAAAAAUAACAACUGGGAAAAAUCGGCAAUAGCAGAGCAUAUGGCAUACACAAUUAAUAUGCAUUUUAUACUAGUAUAA
Messenger RNA from Anoplophora glabripennis (Asian longhorned beetle), 759 nucleotides. RefSeq lists its product as uncharacterized. The transcript is spliced from 2 exons. The record is from RefSeq and is a predicted model, not a curated record. Lineage: Eukaryota; Metazoa; Arthropoda; Insecta; Coleoptera; Cerambycidae. Bases 1 to 759 code for a protein of 252 amino acids.